Amoebophrya sp. A25 is the source of this 4252-nucleotide messenger RNA. NCBI's taxonomy places the organism in Eukaryota, Dinophyceae, Syndiniales, Amoebophryaceae. The record is from the annotation of a GenBank genome assembly.
AGGGGAUGUGCUAGAUCAUGGACCGUGUUUGAUGAAAAGUGAACGAACACAUCAUGCCGGUGCUUCAAGGUCAACGUGUUUUUGCUUUUUGGGAAGUUGCAGGAGAAAUCUAUGCAACAUCAAGCAGCGAACACACGAAGAUGCUGGACCACCACAGGCCUUUGAGGACUCUGUCGACCGACGAAGAGGAAGAGCCUCCUGGUUGAGGGAAACGACAGGUCUAGCCUGCUCCGCUAGUUUCCUGGUCUGCUUGCUGCAAUUCUUUUUCGCUGACGCAGCAGGAGCAGCGACCACAAGGGGAAUUCCUAUUCCAAUUAGGAGUGAUCAUGGCACGGGCACCAGAAGAAGAACGGUCGUCCCUCCACCACGUUUAGCACAUGCGUCUAAGAACGAAGAUGACCCUUCGCCACCACGUUUAGCACAUCAUGCGUCUAAGAACGAAGACGCAAACGACGAAGACGAAUUGGUCAACCCUCCUCGACGAGUACUGUCACGGUGUAGCACUUCCUAUCAACAAGAUUCUUCUUCCACUGAAGAAGACCACAGCAAGCGUUUUUGGCCUCGUGAGAGGAAGAUUUGGGCACUUACGGGGUGGGGCCUCUCUACGAACGCCACCUCCGCAACAGUAUGGCAUUGGCUAGACCACUAUCAGAACCAACUUGAAAUGGACCCUGCCAAUUUCAUCAUCUUGCUGUUUUCGCGGAGCAGACAGCGUGUUUUGGAGUUUACAGAGAGGUUGUGUAGGCAUGAAGAGGAAGAGGACGAGGUUGCUGUCGGAGGUCAAGUAGUAGAGGGAGGAGAGCGUAUUCCGCUUUCGAAAGUACACCAGAGGAAGAAGGGUGUAACCAACAAUCUCUUCGUGGAUUACACGCCUUACACAGUGGGUCGGAUGACAGCAUCGAGAUUUUAUCUGCUAGAUUUUGUCGGUGUACAACCUCAAGAUUGGAUUUUGCAAGCUGACGGCGAUGAACUAGCCAUGUUUCCUGGGAUGAUUGUGCCCCGCCCUAGUCGUGGCCCUGUAGUACCUCCAGAACAAUCUGGUGGUAGCAGAAGAACUCCACUCGUCGACUUAGUUGAUAAUCUGGACAUAAAUGGGGAGAAUGCGAUGUUCUCGCUGUUGGUGGAGCGCAUUGCUGGUGACGGAAAUUUGGAAAAACAAGUGGAGCCACUGUAUAGUACUACCCAGCAGAGCCGCUCUGAAACAUCAAUAAGUGAUUCAUCAACAAAAGUUUCCACAGCGUCUCCUCAGCAGGUUGAGAGAACCAAGAACACCCUCUUCGCUCAGUAUCCUUUGACUUGUGCCUUGCAACUGUUGAUGAUUGCAGCAGAUCCACUGAAGAUGAUACUUUUUAAGGGCACGCUACGAUCAGCCGGACACGACGUAUUUGGGAAAGUAAUGUUAAGGUGCUGGGUUGAAGCAUUUCAUUUUUACAAGCCUUCUUUAUACUUGUUAUGAGAUAGACUUUACUUAAAUAAGUAUGAGAUUACAACUACCAAAAAAUGAAAUGAUUCAGCCUUUAAUGAUGGCAGGCUUCUUUCCCAGAGAGCAUUUGCCACUGCAAUGGGUAGAGGAGAGAGCCUGGCUAAACGCAGAGGAUAAUGUAGAAGGGAGUGUUAAGGCGUUGCCUAAGUUAUAGAAACUCAGUUAUGAGUUAAUGUAUGUGAUAAGAAGAUGAUAAUGUUGAGUAUGUUGAUAUUGUUCCUGAUCGAGAUUAUAAACAUAAAGAUUAUCGUCCUUACCUCCUCCAUCAUGAUAAUGAUUACCAGCAUCAUGAGGUUCGCUAUCACUCUUCCACGAAGCUCGUGUUCUAAUGUCUAGCCUGAAGAUCAACAAAUUGAUGGUGCUACAACGACUGGCGCAACAGAGGAAUCCUCUAGUACUACAGGUAAAAAGAGGUGGAAGUAUGUCCUGGUUCACGGCAGUGAGGAGACCACAGCGCAAAUAGACGCUGUUAGCAGAAGCGGAACAGCUCAAGGACGAGAACACAUCCUAGAAUACGUAGAAAGAAUAACACCUGGUAAAGCCUAUGCAGAAACUGGAUACCAUUUGUACACUACGCUCCCAGAAGAUUAUACAGAAGAUAUGCAGCCCAAAGAACAUGAUGACCUCCAAGGACUUCUAGGACAACAUUUACCUUCACGACCAGAGACGUAUAUUGUGAUUCCAACUCCGACUAUAGGUGGCGGCCAUACACUGUUAUUGCCAAGACGUGGAAUGGAGGGGAUUUUUUCUGAAGAAAGUAGUCCUUACGAUUUGGCAGGGUCUCGGAUCAUGUCAGAUCGUGGCAUUGGCGGAAAGAGAAGGAAAAGGAAAAUAACUACAAUUACUGAUCAAGAAGCAAGUACAACUACUAGAAGUGAUCAACAAGGAAAUGUAUUACCUCCAGCACUUUGUUCUCAGAGAUUAAACGUCCGAAGAAAAAGUUCUUCCGCAGCACCGUCAUCGUCCUCUCAAGAUGACUGGCGUUGUCAUUGGUCGCAACAUCGCUAUGCCCGUAAUGUCUUUUGGGAAGAGCGGUAUCUUUCGAAAGGCGCAGACGCAAUAAAUUGGGCUGAUAUUCAGUCCGCCGCGAUGCUAGGGAAAGGUCCGGGACGAAAGCUUCUAACAGACCUCAUCAGGCGCAACAUCAAUAACGUCACUCUGCAAAGCACAAAGGACCAUGACCCAUUGGCUUUUGUGGAAGAGCAACAUGAUAGAAAAAGAAGCGCAAACUCAUCUGCUUCUGUUUCUGAGCAAAAGCUACGAAGCAAAGCCAGGAUUGUCCCAUCAUGGAUGGACAUGAUGACAAAUCCAUACGUGCCCUAUGACGCAACGAGGCCCGCAGCUAUUAGAAAGCCAGCAGAAGGACUAAGAGAAGGGAGGCAGGGAAGCAGGUACUUCUGGUUGUUUCUCAUGAUGAACGAAUUGGUCCAACAAGUCGCGGAACGAACGAAACCAAGCAGCGGGCACGACUGAUCGAGAGGAACGGCUGCGCCGUGGGGCUUUGUUUUGGUUCGUUGCUGAGUUGGUGCGCCACCUCUUGCUACGGUCAGGGGGUUGUAAGCGACUGCAGCUUCCGCCGUGCCUGCUCCCUCGUGGAGGGGGGAGGGCCGGGGAAAAAACCAGCAGGGCCGUCGACAUUGUUAUGCUGCGUGCUGGGAGAUGAUGAGGGAGACGGCGGCCAGCCUGGUAAGCGGUGGAAGUCGCCGGGGGUGGGGUGUGUUGGGUUUCUGUUUCUUUGCUUGCGGGUGGGAGCGGGAUUCUUUGUUUUUAGCAGGUGGGGCCCGCCUAUGCCCUCUAUGUUUGCCGCGGUAGUUUUUAGCGUUGCUUAGAGGUGGCUGCUUGGUCGUCUAACUAUAUUUUUCACCUUUGUCCGAAAAUUCAUACACCCCCGAAAAAUGCUGACAGCUGCAGUUGCACUUCCACUUUCUUCAACAACUCCCUAGGCGUUCUCGUUCCCUGAUUCCGUUCAUCCGUCCUUACCCUGGUAUGGUGAUGCUGUUCCAUUUUAAGUGGACGCAAGGUGCUGCCGUGAAACAUAGCUACUUGACAACGAAGGACGGUCUGUAUAGCGAGUUUUCGAACGCUGGACUCGGUUCUACAGGAACCACUCGAUUGACCAAGUGGGAUCGUGAGCUCUUGUGUUUGAAAAGACAUCAAGAACAACAAGAUCAGGAUGAGCAAGACUUUGGUCGACUGAGUAUGGCACAGAAGCUACAAUUCUUCAGUGAAAGUCCGGACACGGACAAAAUUCUAGCAUUGCACGGCUUUCGCGGAAGCGAUAAUGGCACAAUCGGUGACGCGAUACUUGAGAAUCAUCUCCUGCGACUCUUCGUUCUAGGAUGGGGCAGAGAAAUGAACAAGUGGCAGCGAGUUUCUUUCUAGAUUAGUAUCCGACUACGAUGAAAACAACAAGUAGAACAAGAUGUUGUAGGGCACGUCGACGUCGAGACAAAUAAGCGUGAUUAUUGGUAGCUCAAAUAAAUUGUUUCGUCGAGACAAAGCGUAAUUAUUUAUUGGCUAAGAAUUGUUUCAUUUUUACAAAGCACAAUCACAAUCACUAACAACAAGAACAUCAAAAGCACUAAGAACUGACACUGUUUAAACAUCGGAAAGCGCGCGUGUAGCGUAGAAGCCUCGACGAGACAAUACUACGUUUAAUAUGAGACUUGACCACGUUUUCCCAAAACGGAGUAGAGCACCAAGUAGAAUUAUACGGAGAACGAAGAAACAUACUAGGAGCAGUCGCACUAUCAUGACAGCACCAGCAGC